AUGGAUUCUGCAGAAGGAAAUGGAAAUGGAAAUGGGCAGGAGGAGUCUUUGCCUCCUCCACCUCCUGUUGUCCCCUCAGAUGUGGUGCCUCUCAAAGUAGAGGAACCUGUUAAGAAAAAAAUUACCCGUCUUCCUAUCGCAAGACGUGGGUUGGGAUCAAAAGGAAAUAAGAUACCUCUUUUAACUAAUCAUUUUAAUGUUAACAUUGGUAAAAAUGAUGGAUAUUUUUUUCAGUACAGUGUGUCUUUUACUUAUGAAGAUGGACGCCCUGUGGAAGGUAAGGGUGUUGGGAGGAAGAUAAUGGACCGGGUGCAGGAGACAUAUGCUUCUGACUUGAAUGGCAAGGAAUUUGCAUACGACGGGGAGAAAAGUCUGUUUACUAUCGGCUCUCUUCCUCAAAACAAGCUUGAGUUUGAGAUUGUUUUAGAGGAGGCUCGAUCUAACAGAAAUAAUGGUAAUCUUAGUCCUGAUGGUAAUGCGGACAAUGAGAGUGACAAAAAGAGGAUCCGACGCCCUUUCAAUGCCAAGGCAUUUAAAGUUGAGAUAAGCUUUGCUACCAAAGUUCCUAUGUAUGCCAUUGCCAAUGCGUUACGUGGGCAGGAAACAGAGAAUUUCCAAGAAGCUGUUAGAGUUCUUGAUAUCAUUUUGAGGCAACAUGCUGCUAAGCAGGGCUGCCUACUUGUGCGUCAAAACUUUUUUCAUAAUGAUCUCAAGAGUUUUGCUGAUGUGGGGGGUGGUGUUCUAGGCUGCAGGGGAUUCCAUUCAAGUUUUAGAGCUACUCAGAGCGGUCUCUCCCUUAACAUAGAUGUCACAACAACCAUGAUAAUUCAACCUGGGCCUGUGGUGGAUUUCUUAAUUUCAAAUCAAAAUGCAAGAGAUCCUUUUCAACUUGACUGGGCAAAGGCCAAAAGGACACUAAAAAAUCUGAGGGUCAAAACUCAUCCAUCCAAUCAAGAGGGGAAAAUUUGUGGACUCAGUGACGUUCCAUGCAAAGAGCUUACCUUUACUUUGAAAAAAAGGGAUGGGGAUGGUACCGAAGAAAUGACUGUUUUGGAUUAUUUUGUUAAUGUCCGUAAGAUAGAUCUGCGCUACUCUGCUGAUCUGCCAUGCAUUAAUAUUGGCAGGCCUAAACGGCCAACGUAUAUACCCAUUGAGCUGUGUGAAUUGGUGUCGUUGCAACGAUAUACCAAAGCUCUGUCCACACUUCAAAGGGCUUCGUUAGUAGAAAAGUCCAGACAGAAGCCACAAGAGAGGAUGAGAAUUUUAUCUGAUGCACUUAAAACCAGCAACUAUGGUGCUGAACCUCUGCUUCAAAGUUGUGGAAUUACUAUAAGCACAGGCUUUACUCAAGUGGAAGGACGUGUUUUGCCUGCUCCAAGGUUGAAAUUUGGCAAUGGUGAAGAUUUCAGUCCGAGAAAUGGAAGGUGGAAUUUUAACAAUAAGAAAUUUGUGCAGCCAACAAAGAUAGAGAAAUGGGCUGUGGCAAACUUUUCUGCACGAUGUGAUGUACGGGCAGUUGUAAGGGAUCUAAUUAGAAUUGGAAAUACGAAAGGAAUUAUGAUUGACCAACCAUUUGAUGUGUUUGAAGAAAAUCCCCAGUUUAGACGUGCCCCACCAAUGGUUAGAGUGGAGAAGAUGUUUGAGAUCAUUCAGUCUAAACUUCCUGGGGCUCCUCAAUUCCUGCUCUGUUUGCUUCCUGAUAGAAAAAACUGUGAUAUUUAUGGUCCAUGGAAAAAGAAGAAUCUUGCUGAUUAUGGAAUUGUCAAUCAGUGCAUGUGUCCCGUAAGAGUCAAUGAUCAGUAUCUGGGUAAUAUUAUGUUGAAGAUCAAUGCCAAGCUUGGUGGGUUAAACUCGUUGCUGAGUGUUGAAAGUUCUCCGUCUCUUCCUAUUGUUUCCAAAGCACCUACUCUCAUUCUAGGAAUGGAUGUGUCACAUGGCUCUCCAGGGCAGACUGAUAUUCCUUCAAUUGCUGCUGUUGUCAGCUCUAGACAGUGGCCUCUGAUAUCCAAAUAUAGGGCAUGUGUUCGCACACAAUCUGCAAAAGUUGAAAUGAUAGAUAAUUUGUUCAAGAAAGUAUCAGAUACUGAAGAUGAGGGCAUCAUAAGGGAACUCUUGCUUGAUUUCUAUAAUAGUUCUGGGAAGAGAAAACCAGAUAACAUUAUUAUUUUUAGGGAUGGUGUUAGCGAGUCACAGUUCAAUCAAGUUUUGAAUAUUGAACUUGACCAGAUCAUUGAGGCAUGCAAGUUUCUUGAUGAAAAAUGGAACCCAAAAUUUGUGGUAAUUGUUGCUCAAAAGAACCACCACACAAGAUUCUUCCAACCCAAUGCUCCUGAAAAUGUCCCACCAGGUACUGUUAUUGACAACAAAAUUUGUCACCCCAGAAACUAUGAUUUCUACCUCUGUGCUCAUGCAGGGAUGAUAGGCACAAGUAGGCCUACUCAUUACCAUGUUCUGCUUGAUGAGAUUGGCUUCUCACCUGAUGAACUUCAGGAGCUUGUUCAUUCUCUUUCAUAUGUUUAUCAGAGGAGCACUACUGCUAUUUCAGUUGUUGCACCUAUAUGCUAUGCACACUUAGCUGCAACUCAGUUGGGGCAGUUCAUGAAAUUCGAGGAUAAAUCUGAGACAUCCUCAAGCCAUGGUGGACUGAGUGCUGCAGGAGCUGUACCUGUCCCCCAGCUUCCAAAAUUGCAGGAAAGUGUGUGCAACUCCAUGUUCUUCUGUUGA
This is a messenger RNA of Lathyrus sativus (Indian pea), 2724 nucleotides long. Lineage: Eukaryota; Viridiplantae; Streptophyta; Magnoliopsida; Fabales; Fabaceae. The record is from the annotation of a GenBank genome assembly.